Molecule: messenger RNA, 636 nt
Organism: Dichotomopilus funicola
Lineage: Eukaryota; Fungi; Ascomycota; Sordariomycetes; Sordariales; Chaetomiaceae
Exons: 1
Coding region: 1-636 (211 amino acids)
Source: RefSeq, a predicted model, not a curated record
AUGCCCGUUCUCACAUUCUUCACCACCCUCGCGGCCUUCGCCAGCCUCACAACCCUCACCGCCGCCCUUCCGUCUCUAACUCUUACGCCCCGCCAAAACACCACCCAACACACCAUGGGCUUCAUCGGCUGCUCCAUGGCCGAGAACGUCGCCCAAGGCUACGUCGCCUCCUCCGGCACCCAUAUGUGGGGGCCCUACGGCACCAGCGGCAUGGUCGUCCAGUCCUGGACCGACCCCAACUCUGCCAGCUGGCAGCUCUUCGACAAACAAGUCGCCCAGUUCGGCAAACCCACCGAGGUUUGGGUGCAGAUUUGCAUUUUCCAGAACCCGGGCGCGACGUACGAGGAAGUGAAACAACUAAUCACGAAUGCGCGUGCACACGCCGCAGAGGGGGCGAAAAUUUGGGUCACCGGCCAGCCGCUGUAUCCGGACAACCCAGGGAGUUGUUUCCUGGCCGGGGCGGAUGGCCCGCAGUUGACGGUGGAUUUGGCGAAGCAGGCCGGGGCAGAUGGGGAGUUGGGGGUGGUGUAUCCGGGGGACUUUGUGUUGAAGACGGGGGAGGUGCAGGAUGGGUGUCAUGCGAAUGCGCAGGGGCAGGCGUCUUUGGGGAAGCAGGCUAUUGCUUUCUGGGGGUAG